UCUGGAACGUCGCAACGUGCACGUGCCUCAUAGAAAUGGUCAGCCAACAAGCAAUUCAGUUCACAGUUGAACAAUUUCAACGUUUUUCAACGUACCACGUCUGUCCAAAGGAGGUAUAAACAAUACUGGAUAGAUCUCAGCUCAACUAAAUGGUGACAGAAGGGGAGAGCGGUAAGGUAAAGUGAGGUAAUGGAUGAUAUAUGGUCAACCGUGAACAUUCCAGAUGCAUCGUUGUCAGAAGAGUUACUGAAAGAUUUUGAAGACAUCCAGUGCAGCGCCCAGACUGUGCAGAAUGUACAUUUCGCCAGUCAGUCCAGAAACUCCAGUCCCAUCUCUGACAAAAAGUGUUUAUCCUCUGAUGAAGAGACACAAAAUGAUAAAGACAGACUUGACAAAAUUACUUUAGUGCUUGCUGCUCUCCAAAUAGAGAACACUAAACUUUGGUCGAAACUGGAGGAACUGUAUGGUGAGAUUGAUACGCUUCACAGUGAAAAUAAAAAACUCCAGGAUGAGGUUAAAAGCCAGUGGGAAGCAUUCCAUGAUACACUGGGAUUGUCUAGUCCUGCACCAAUCAAGAAAAUUAUUGGCCACAGAGGCAUUGAUGUAACAGGAGAGACCACCUAUAAAAAGACCACAGCCUCUGCCCUUGAGGGCGCUAUCCACCUGGGCAUUGCCUACACAGUGCAGGCAGCAAGUCAUAUGAAUCAGAGAGAGGUGCUUGUCCAGGACUUUGAGAUGGUGGAAAGCAUAUUUUUUCCUAGAAAAGGCAGUAAAUGGACUCCACCUCACCACUAUAAAGACUUCAAUUUUACAAUCUACGCACCUUUUGCUUUUUGCUAUUUCAGAGAGAAAUUUGGUAUUCAUUCUGAUUACAAGGAUUCUCUAUGUUGCAAAGCACUGAUAGAGCUAUCAAACUCUGGAGCAAGUGGCUCGUUGUUCUACCUGUCCUCUGAUGACAAAUUCAUCAUUAAAACAGUGCAGUACAAAGAGAAGGAGUUUCUGCAGAGAAUGUUGCCUGGAUACUACAAUACCCUGCUGCGCAACAGGCACACCCUACUGCCCAAGUUCUACGGCCUCUAUUGUGUGCAUAUUGGCGGUAAGAAUAUACACAUCGUGGUGAUGAACAACCUCCUGCCUACCACUGUGCCAAUUCACCUCAAGUAUGAUCUCAAGGGCUCCACCUACAGACGGCAGGCAUCACGGGACGAGUGCGCCAGGCCUGUUCCCACUUACAAGGACCUGGACUUCAUGAGGGACUUACCCGAUGGACUGCUGGUGGAGGCUGGCCAUUAUGAUGUCCUCAGGAGCACCAUCCACGAGGACUGUCUGCUUCUGCACAGCUUUAGAAUCAUGGACUACAGCCUGCUGGUGGCGGUCCACAAAAUACAGCAGGGGAAGGAGGAGUCCUCUCCACUCGUGUCUGAUCACAGCAUUGGAGUCAUCCCAGUGACUACAUGCAAGGGUGAGAAGAUGUUUGUCUUUGCUGGUAUCAUUGAUAUCCUGCAAUCCUACAGGUUUGUGAAGAAGUUGGAGCAUUCUUGGAAAGCAAUAUUUCAGGAUGCUGAUACUGUGUCAGUGCAUCGACCAGGCUUUUAUGCCGACCGCUUUGAGAAGUUCCUCUGGGAUCAUGUCUUCAAGCGGAUUCCAUUGAAGUCUGCCUUCUCUAAGAGCAGCCGAAUAGGUUCCCACCAGGAUCCGUGGCGGUGCCCGAUCAGGAGGUCUAACAUCACCUACCGGCCCAGCUACACCAACCACAGCAGUACUCACAAAACCAGCCCCAGCUACCAGGCCAGCAAGGCAACUGUUGCUCCAAGUGUCAGCUUUGCAUCUCAGUGCAAAAUGACUGACUGAAUAGAUUAUUUUCCAAAUAUAACAAUACCCCAUAUAACAAAUAGCAUGAGGGAGUAAUGUAGGCCUACAUGACAUAAAGCGAAGAUAGACACAGAGCACGCUUUGUUGAUCAUUAUUACAGUUUAUGAAAAUGCACUGAUCUGUUAUCCGAAGUCUUCUUCUUAUUCUUCCCACCAAAUUUCUGUGUCUAA
Alosa alosa (allis shad) is the source of this 2042-nucleotide messenger RNA. Its product is annotated as phosphatidylinositol 4-phosphate 5-kinase type-1 alpha-like. The record is from RefSeq and is a predicted model, not a curated record. The coding region runs from base 190 to 1851 and encodes 553 amino acids. Gene Ontology annotation, biological process: phosphatidylinositol metabolic process. NCBI's taxonomy places the organism in Eukaryota, Metazoa, Chordata, Actinopteri, Clupeiformes, Clupeidae. The transcript has 12 exons. Gene Ontology annotation, molecular function: phosphatidylinositol kinase activity.